Molecule: messenger RNA, 1706 nt
Organism: Python bivittatus (Burmese python)
Lineage: Eukaryota; Metazoa; Chordata; Lepidosauria; Squamata; Pythonidae
Source: RefSeq, a predicted model, not a curated record
CUUCCUAUAAAACCAAAACAAACAAACAAAGUUUUCAGAGAGAUAGUGUGACUUAAUCAGCACCAAAACAAUAGAGUUUAGGUACUGUAAAGACUAAUAACUUCAUUAUUUAAUCAAUAUAGGCCACAGACCAUUUCUUUAGAUGGAAUUGAUUAGAUUCAAUUCAUCAUGCUUACCUGAAACUGGUGUACCAGAUGGCCUUCCAUUGUUCCUCUGCUGCUUGCAUUUCUCCUCUUCAGUGCUAUCAGUACAGUCUUAUUUUUUUUAGAUCUGUGUGCUGAUUGGGAUUGCCCAUGCCUUAGUCAUCUACCGGGUUGUGGCGACAAUAAUCUUUACUCAGUCUAACUCAGAAUUCCUUCAAGAGCGAGCCACUACGGUGGCAGUCCUGACAGGUGCAGUGUUGCACUACUUGAGCAUCGUCAUUAUGAACAAGGUGAACAGGCAUGUUGCACUGUUUCUCUGUGAUCUAGAGAAACCAAGAUCAUUCAGCGAGCAAGAGAAAAACUAUACAAUUAAAGUCUUCACCUUCCAGUUCUUCACCCAUUUCUCUUCUCUGAUCUACAUUGCUUUCUUCCUAGGGAGGAUUAAUGGCCGUCCAGGGUCUUAUGUACGUGUGGCUGGCAAAUGGAGACUGGAAGAAUGUCAUCCUAGCGGCUGCAUUACAGACCUUUUCAUUCAGAUGGCUGUCAUUAUGAUAUUAAAGCAAACCUUGAGCAACCUUGUGGAGUACCUGCUUCCCUGGAUAACCUACAAGUGCCGUCUGCUGUGCAAAAAGCCCCCAAGGAUUAACAUGGAACAGAUGUCCCAGGACCUGUGCAAGGAGGAAUGGUUAUGGAACUAUCGGCUCAAUGAAGUCAAUGCCUUCACUUUGUUUGAUGAAUAUAUGGAGAUGAGUAAGUGAAAUUCAGUGGAAAGGCUCACACGAUGCUGAAUUAUAAGGCUCAGCAAAGAUGGAAUUCAGCAACCUGCCAGGGUGGUCCCACUAGGAUUAGAGCACUGGCUGUUUUGUCAGUCAAGUCUAUGUGAGGUUUUGAGGAAUGUGAAAAUGGAAUACUAUAGCAGUAUUGUUGCAUUGCCUUCAGUUCCUCUUACCACCAAUUAUUUGAAAGAAAUAUGUUCUUGAUCACAGCGAGAAUGUUAACAUCUGAAUCCAAUUUGUAUAUCCUCCGUGCAGUUAAGAAAAGCAAUGGAAACUUUCCAACAGUAUUGGAUGCUAAUUUCCCCAACUGUUUUGCCAUGGGGCAAACUUAGUUGAGGCUGAUAGAACCUGAAAUACUAAACUUCUGAAUGGCACAGAUUGCUGUUGUUUCAAGAAAAGCUAAAUUCUGAAAAAUUCUCCUGAUUUGCCAAUUGCACAUAAUAUUCUAUUCAUGCCGGCCAAUUCUGGUAACUGUGUUUAGAGUUCUUUUGGGUAGUUGACACCCACUUCUGGUUAAUUUGAAUCUUCAUAUAAAGUCUUACAUCUCACUAUCUUUGAUAUUUUUCUUAAACUACUUUCAGGUUACAAUGCUCAUUUCUUCGUUUUUGGUGAUUAUAGCAAUUCUUAUAUCCUGAAGGUUGAUUUUGUAAAUUUUUUACACUAGGAAAUGGUCCCAUCUACUGUUCAUUUUGUGACAUUUUUUUAGUGACAUGUUGAAUAUUAAUGAACAUUCUCUGAGUUGUGUUGUGGUUAAAUACAGUGGUACCUCUAGUUACGAACUUAAUCC